Chanos chanos (milkfish) is the source of this 1113-nucleotide messenger RNA. Its product is annotated as zinc transporter 8-like. The record is from RefSeq and is a predicted model, not a curated record. NCBI's taxonomy places the organism in Eukaryota, Metazoa, Chordata, Actinopteri, Gonorynchiformes, Chanidae. Gene Ontology annotation, molecular function: zinc ion transmembrane transporter activity. The transcript has 7 exons. Gene Ontology annotation, biological process: response to zinc ion; insulin secretion; response to glucose. Gene Ontology annotation, cellular component: plasma membrane.
GGUGGCAUCAAACAUUGUCAUGACAACAGCCGUGCAAUGGAGGACAGGGAGCGUGAGAAAAAACUGGCCAGGAAGCGACUCUACAUCGUUUCAGCAGUCUGUUUGGUCUUCAUGAUCGGAGAGAUCUUAGGCGGCUACUUUGCGGGGAGUUUGGCGGUGAUGACCGAUGCCGCUCACCUCCUCGUGGACUUCACCAGCUUCCUCAUUAGUCUGUGCUCCCUCUGGCUCUCCUCCAGACCUGCAACACACACUCUCAACUAUGGCUGGCAUCGGGCAGAGAUCCUGGGUGCUCUUCUCUCUGUGUUCACCAUCUGGCUGGUGACGGGGGUGCUGGUGUACCUGGCGGUGGAGAGGCUUAUUCAUGAUGACUACACCAUCGAGGGCACCAUCAUGCUCAUCACCUCCGGCUGUGCUGUGUUGGCCAACAUCAUAAUGGCAGUAACGUUACACCAGUCGGGUCACGGCCACAGUCACGGGGGACUGAGCUCAGACGGGCACGGGCACGGGCACGGGGGCGGGCAUGGGCACAGUCACGCCAAGCGCAAUGGUGUCAGCUACAACAGCUUGGAUCACCACGACGAGGAGGCCCAGGAGACAGGCAUAAGACAGCAGGCCAAUGCCAGCGUGAGGGCUGCCUUCGUGCACGUGAUCGGGGACCUCCUGCAGAGUGUCAGUGUACUGGUCAGCGCCUUCAUCAUCUUUUUCAAGGUUAGGACAUAAACAGGGCCGGAAUACAAAAUUGCGGAUCCGAUCUGUACCUUCCUCUUCUCUCUGUUUGUCCUUGGCACCACCUUCACCAUCAUGAGAGACAUUCUGGUGGUGCUGAUGGAAGGCACCCCCGCAGGAGUGAGUUACAGGGAGGUGAGGGAGAAACUUCUCUCUGUGAAGGGAGUGAAGGCUGUUCACAACCUGCACAUCUGGGCUUUGACUAUGAACCAGGCUGUGCUGUCGGUCCACGUGGCCGUUGACGACAGUGUGGAGCCACAGGCGGUACUGCAAGAGAUCAACCAGGCCUGUUUCACCACCUACAGCUUCCAUUCCAUCACCAUCCAGCUGGAGCAACAGGCUGACCAGAGACCCGGGUGCACCCUCUGCCAGGACCCAAAAAGCUAA